AUGACGCGCCGUCUUCACCAGUUCAAGAUGGAGAGCGUUUUGACUAUGACCGAGCAUCUAGAUGAUUUCGACGAGCUUAUCGUCGGAUUGCAGACACUGGGAGAACCCGUCGAUGAAGCUCGACAGCUGGUAUUGCUUAAAAGCAGCCUUCCUUCUGAGUAUGAUAUAGAUUCAGCAAUCGUGGAGAACGCCAAGGAUGUGUCGCUCAUCGAGGUGAAAGAGAAGCUGCUCAAGGAGUACGAGCGACUAGAAAAGAAGGACACCACCAUAGAGAAAGCAUUUCGAGCUAAUGAGAAUGCUGGAAGGAUCAAAGGGGGCCGAGGACACGGUCGAAAGGGGAUUUCUCUAAUGAAGAAUGGUCGUGGAUACAAGGGCAAGUGCUUUGGGCGUGGCCAAGUUGUUCAUAUAAAGCGGGACUGUCCUGUGCAGAAAAGAGACAGUGGGAAUGAUGCUGUUUUUGCUGUGAGCGAGAAAUGA
Messenger RNA from Peronospora matthiolae, 477 nucleotides. The record is from the annotation of a GenBank genome assembly. NCBI's taxonomy places the organism in Eukaryota, Oomycota, Peronosporomycetes, Peronosporales, Peronosporaceae.